Messenger RNA from Nicrophorus vespilloides, 727 nucleotides. It is a transcript of the gene Coa8, whose product is annotated as APOPT family protein Y39B6A.34, mitochondrial. Gene Ontology annotation, cellular component: mitochondrion. Gene Ontology annotation, biological process: intrinsic apoptotic signaling pathway. Bases 80 to 634 code for a protein of 184 amino acids. NCBI's taxonomy places the organism in Eukaryota, Metazoa, Arthropoda, Insecta, Coleoptera, Silphidae. The record is from RefSeq and is a predicted model, not a curated record. The transcript is spliced from 4 exons.
AGUUUUGGUUAUAGGACCAAAAUCUGACAGUUACUGUUGGACUCUGGUGUUAUUCUUGAGGGUUAUGUAGUGCCUUGUUAUGUCACAUUUCAAUAUUUUCGAAAUGUCUUUGAGACUUAAACCGCUGCGUUUCCUUCAACAGACCAACGCACUCCACAAGGUUUGUAAGUGUGGAACAGCAACCAGCAGUUCCAGAGCGUCAGAGGCUAUCUUCUUGGAGAAGACAUUGGAGGAUCCCAUAAUCGCUGUCACCGAUAGAGACAAUGUGGACAUGAUAGGGCCUCCGGAUCCGGUUUCCAAUUUGAGACCCAUCGUGAGAAAAAUAUGCAGCAACGAGACUACCUUGCAAGAGAAGCUAAGGUUGAUGCAGAAUGAGACGCAUAAUUGGAACCAGACAUUCUGGGCGGACCACAACACGAGGUUCAUCAAACAAAAGAAGGAUUAUAUUCAGAAGAAACAAGAGGAGAUGAAUGAAACGAGGGCAUUAACUGCAGAUGAACUAAGUGAAUUUUACAAGGAAUUCCUUGAUAGCAAUUGGAACAUGCACGUGAAUUACAAUUUGCAAUGGUACAAGCGUAAUUUCACGUUGAUGUUCCUUGCGCUCAGAGCUAGUCUACCACAAGGAUUUCAUUAGUAAAGUGCUAAAGUAAUCGGGUCAUAUAAGCCAACUGCGAAGGAAUGGUUUUACACGUUUCUGCCAUCAUCGGCGGAGGAUGUGCAUCUCUAU